AUGAAAGCAGUCCACUACGAAGGUCCACACAAGGUUUCGGUGAAGGAAAUCGACCUUCCCAAGAUCCAACACCCGGACGAUGUGAUCGUCAAAGUGACCACUGCGGCAAUCUGCGGCUCAGAUCUGCACAUGUUCGAGGGACGCACGGCUGCAGAAAAAGGUCUUGUCUUUGGCCACGAGAACAUGGGGAUCGUGACCGAGACAGGCCCAGGCGUAACACUGCUCGAGAAAGGCGACAGGGUCGUACUACCUUUCAACGUGGCUUGCGGACGCUGUCAAAAUGACGAGGAAGGCCGGACAGCGUUUUGUACCGGCGUGAACCCGGGUUUUGCAGGAGGUGCAUACGGAUACGUUGCCAUGGGACCGUACCAAGGUGGUCAAUCACAAUACCUGCGGGUCCCAUUUGCAGACUUCAAUGCUUUGAAGCUGCCAAAAGGCACGGAACACGAGGCGGACUUUAUUUUGCUGGCUGACAUCUUCCCGACCGGUUGGCAUGGUCUCGUGCUUGCUGGUUUCAAGCCUGGCGAGAGCGUUGCAGUAUUUGGCGCAGGGCCUGUUGGCUUGAUGGCUGCGUACAGCGGUAUCCUUCGAGGAGCAAGCAAGGUCUUUGUUGUCGACACAGUCCCCGAGCGAUUAAAGCAAGCGGAAAAAAUUGGAUGUAUACCUAUUGACUUCAAGAAGAGCGAUCCUGUGGAGCAAAUCAUCCAAAUCAACAAUGGCAUGGUUGAUCGAGCUGUAGAUGCAGUGGGUUACCAGGCUGUAGACUCCUCAGGCAGCAAAGAGCAACCCAGCAUCGUUCUCGAGCAAUGUAUAGCAGUCACACGACCGACUGGCGGCCUGGGUAUACCUGGUUUGUACGUUCCAGCCGAUCCGGGAGCGCCGGAUGAAUCGAGCAAGUCGGGCAAGAUUUUAAUCUCCUUUGGCAAGCUUUUCGAAAAGGGCCUUACUGUGGGUACCGGUCAAUGCAACGUCAAGGCUUACAACAGGUAUCUGCGAGACAUGAUCAUCUCCGGUAAAGCAAAACCUAGUUUCGUUGUCUCGCAUGAGAUUGAGAUUGAUGAUGCGCCGACAGCGUAUGAGAAGUUUGAUCAAAGAAUUGAUGGGUAUACAAAGGUGUUGAUACACCCGAAUGGCAAGUUGGUCGACUGA
This is a messenger RNA of Plenodomus lingam JN3, 1149 nucleotides long. RefSeq lists its product as uncharacterized. The record is from RefSeq and is a predicted model, not a curated record. Lineage: Eukaryota; Fungi; Ascomycota; Dothideomycetes; Pleosporales; Leptosphaeriaceae. Gene Ontology annotation, molecular function: oxidoreductase activity; zinc ion binding.